Messenger RNA from Ictalurus furcatus (blue catfish), 754 nucleotides. RefSeq names its product parvalbumin alpha. Gene Ontology annotation, cellular component: cytoplasm; nucleus. The record is from RefSeq and is a predicted model, not a curated record. The coding region runs from base 106 to 435 and encodes 109 amino acids. The transcript has 6 exons. Lineage: Eukaryota; Metazoa; Chordata; Actinopteri; Siluriformes; Ictaluridae. Gene Ontology annotation, molecular function: calcium ion binding.
AGCGCGAGCGUAUAUAAACCUCACGGCGCGGAGCAUGUGGUCACUGCAGUCGCAAGUUUUCAUCAGUCCGAGUGCACAUCGCAACCCCAAACAACUUGAGCAAAAAUGGCAUUUGCUGGACUCCUGAGUGAUGCUGACAUCACUGCAGCCCUGCAGGCUUGUCAAGCUGCUGACUCCUUCAACUACAAGACCUUCUUUAGCAAGGUUGGCCUGAGUGGAAAGUCCAGUGAUGAUGUCAAGAAGGCCUUUGCUGUCAUUGAUCAGGACAAGAGCGGCUUCAUUGAGGAAGAUGAGCUGAAACUGUUCCUGCAGAACUUCUCUGCUGGUGCCAGAGCUCUGACUGAUGCUGAGACCAAGGCCUUCCUUGCAGCUGGUGACAGUGAUGGCGAUGGCAAAAUUGGAGUUGAUGAGUUUGCUGCCCUUGUGAAGGCUUAAGCACUUCAUGCAGCCUGAUUUUUGGAGUUGAUGAGCUUGCUGCUGUAGACAAGGGUUAAAUGACAGCUGACCACAACAACCUCUUACAGAAAAGGAACAACAAUUCCCAAAGCCUCACCUCAGUCAAGCUGAUUUUUAUACAUGACUUUGACAUGCCUGCGCACCUUCUGCUCCCACGCUGCCCUCUGUCCUGAAUGACUUUAAAUGUCAAAUGGUUGUUUAAGACAUUGUUACAGACAUGAACUUGGGGUACUGUACAAUCUGUGAUGCACUUUUUUGGGAAAGGAUGGUGAGAAGAGAAUAAAUGUCCUUUUUUUCA